This is a messenger RNA of Plodia interpunctella (Indianmeal moth), 4128 nucleotides long. RefSeq names its product Pre-mRNA processing factor 4 kinase (gene Prp4k). Bases 182 to 3286 code for a protein of 1034 amino acids. NCBI's taxonomy places the organism in Eukaryota, Metazoa, Arthropoda, Insecta, Lepidoptera, Pyralidae. The transcript is spliced from 16 exons. Gene Ontology annotation, biological process: mRNA cis splicing, via spliceosome; peptidyl-threonine phosphorylation; peptidyl-serine phosphorylation. The record is from RefSeq and is a predicted model, not a curated record. Gene Ontology annotation, molecular function: ATP binding; protein serine/threonine kinase activity.
CGCAAAUAUUUUCAAAAAUACUUAUUUCGGCCAACCGGAAACUUCAUAGUAUCGUAGUAACUUACAAUGAAGUGUGCUCACGUUUUAUGUUUUUGUAGUGUUUUCUACUAAAAUACGCUUAUUACGGUAUUGUUGAAAGUAAAUUAGCGUUUGCUAGGGGGUUUCUUCAUACACACUGAAGAUGGGAAAAGAUAAAAAGGAAGUAGAAAAUACUGCAAACGGUGAAGACGACAAGGAUGAUGAUAGGAAAAAAAAGAAGAGUAAAAAGCACAAGAAACGCAAGAGGGAGACAGGUGAUGAAGAAGACAAAAGUUACAAGAAGAAAAAGAAGUCGAAGAAAGAGAAAUAUAAAAGCCCAAAGCCAGAAAGUGAGACUUCGUUGUCGGAUGUCGAGGAUUUGAUAAAGAAAUCGCGGCAAUGCAAGCCUCAAAUGAGACAAGAAUCAUUGGAAUCGCCUUUAAUAGACUCAGUGGACUCUACUCGGCAAAAGGCCAAAAAUGGGGACACGUCACGACCAACGUCCCGCGCUCACAGCAAUGGCAGAAGUAAUUAUACCAAGAAGUACGAUACAAGAGAUGAUAGUUUAGAAGUCAUAUCGUCUAAUUCAGAAACUGGAUACCAGGAAGACUGUGCGAGUCCAGAACUGACCAUAAUAGAAGAUGACUUAAAUUUAGAAGAGUUGAUGAAACAAAAAGAGUUACUACAAGCUCGUCUCGUUGCUUAUUUUUCUGACAAAAGUGAAGAUGAAACUCCUGAAGAGGAGGCAGACGAAGUAAUAUGUGUGAAUGACGAUAAAUCUCCUCUUCAGAAGAAAGGAAAGACUAGGAAGGACCGUGAGAGAGAACAUGAACAUAGAAAGAGUAGGCACUCUGAUAAGGAUAGACAUGACGAGAGACACAAAAAGAGGCAUGAAGAAGAUUUGCGGGAUAUUAUUAAUAGGGAAAGUAGGAAAGAAAAGGAAAAGAAAAUAGAAUUGGAACGGGAGUAUAGAGAAAAGGAACGGGAAAGAAGGAAGCAGCUGGACGCCGAGCGCGACAGAGAGAGGGAAAGAGAAAGGAAAAAGGAAAAGGACAGGGAACGGGAGAGAGGGAAAGAUAGAGAUCGGAGGUCAUCGGAGGUGCGGAGGAAGGAGAGGGAGUCACGAUCGCGGCGGCGGACGCGCGAGCGGUCUUUGGGUCGGCGUGACCGGCGCGACCGGCGCUCCCGCGACCGUAGCCGGGAACGGAGCAGGGAUCGAAGCCGGGACCGGAGCCGGGACAGAAGCCGUGACAGGCGCAGGGAUCGAUCUAGAGAUAGAGACGGACGGAAGGACUCAAUAAACGACGUGCCUCAUCUAGUGGCCAGUUCCAGUGACUCCGAGCUGAACAUAGACAUAAACACGGAUGACGAAGAGGAAACAGAGGAGCAGAUCAUCGAAAGGCGGCGAAAGCAGCGCGAACAACUUGUGAAGAGGCUCGGCGGUAACUCUAAUACAGAUGACACACAAAAGGAGACAGGCUCCACCACUCCACCAAAAAUUGAAAAGGAUAAAACUCCUGAGCCGGAAAAGAAUGUCGUCUGUGAAAACAGAAAGGUUCGAUCGCAUCUAAAGUCGCCGACGUGCGCGAUUCCAAUGGGAGGCACGACCACCAGUGUAUACAAAUUUAACCUAUUUACAAAGAAAGAAAAGAAAAGUGACAAGAUGGUUGGGCCCGAUGUCCCUCCGAACGAACUCUAUCGAAAAUUGUCUAAGGUGUACACUGAUAUAAAACACAGUGAAAAGAAUCUGAAUUCAUUAUUAACAGCUCCUAACAAGAACGAGGAUUACAUGGACGACCUGAAGAGACUUUACGGUAAUAUAAGGCGAAGUGAGAGAGAACUCGAAGGCCUAAUACGAAGUGGAGUAGAGAAGGAUACCCCUUAUGCCAGGGAUUUGGCCAGACUAUAUGGUGAGCGGAAAAUCAAUGAAGAUGACUCGGUUGUUCUGAACGAGAUGUUGGAUGCCAAUAAUAGCCCUUUUGCGGUCGAUAGUGUCAGGCUUUUUGGCAAUAGGGAUAAAGAGGACACCAAAAAGUCGACGGCAACUUCUUCAGACUUACUCAAACCGGAUGACUCUGACAUCAACUCGGAGGACAAGAAGUCCAAACUGAAGUUGAUGUCCGGGAAGACCCAGGGCGAAUGGGACAUGUUUGCGGACCAAGACAACUUUGACGUUGACACUGCGACGGCCGGUAAACCGCGAAGUAAAAACGCUUUAGAAAAUCCAUCGCUAACCGAUAACUGGGAUGACGCUGAGGGGUACUACCGAGUUCGGAUAGGCGAGGUGCUAGACAACAGGUACAGUGUGUACGGGUACACGGGACACGGCGUGUUCUCGAACGUGGUGCGUGCGCGGGACCAAGCGCGGGGCAACAACGACGUGGCCGUCAAGAUUAUACGGAACAACGAGAUCAUGCACAAGACUGGUCUCCGUGAGUUGGAAAUACUUAAGCGGCUGAACGACGCGGACCCCGAGGACAAGUUCCACUGUCUGCGGCUGUACCGGCACUUCUUCCACAAGCGGCACCUCUGCAUGGUCAUGGAGCCGUUGUCCAUGAACCUGCGCGAGGUGCUCAAGAAAUACGGCAAGAACAGCGGCAUCCACAUCAAGGCAGUGAGGAGUUAUACGCAGCAGAUGUUAUUGGCCCUCAAACUGUUGAAGAAAACUGGCAUAUUGCACGCUGAUAUCAAGCCGGACAACAUCCUUGUGAACGAGAGCAAAUUGAUGUUGAAGCUGUGUGACUUUGGUGCGGCGACUCACGUGACCGACAACGAUUUCACGCCCUACCUAGUAUCGCGGUUCUAUCGCGCACCAGAAAUCAUCCUAGGCGUGCCCUACGACUAUGGUAUCGACAUGUGGUCCACAGCAUGCACUAUAUACGAACUGUCCACCGGCAGAAUUAUGUUCAUUGGGAAAUCGAACAACGAAAUGCUCAAAUACUUCAUGGACCUGAAAGGGAAGAUACCAAAUAAGAUAAUCAAGAAAGGACUGUUCAAAGAUCAGCAUUUUGAUGCGAACUGCAAUUUUUUGUAUCAGGAGUUAGAUAAGAUAACUGAACGGGAGAAGAUAGUGAUAAUGUCUAGUAUAAAACCGACACGGGACCUCCAGUCGGAGCUGGCGCCUCCGCACCACCGCCUGCCGGCGCCCGAGGCCAAGAAGAUAACCCAACUCAAAGACUUGCUCGAGAGAAUGCUCAUGCUGGACCCCUCGAAGAGGGCCUCAGUCAACCACUGCCUCGCACACCCAUUCAUACAAGAAAAAAUAUAGCAGUCAUUCAACCACUAGUAAUAGUGACUGUAUAUAGUAUUUUUAUUCUAUGCAUGACUGUACACGUGAACACGAUUAAUAAAGUGAUGAUUUUAGGUAUAUAACUCGUUUAAAUAACAUGAAGAGUGUACAUUUUGAUACCAAGUGCCUGUGAGGUCCGGAAUUAUUUUAUUCAUAAUGUUAUUCUUCAUCAAAUUAUCCAUAACUUGAAUCGUAUUACUAGAAGUCUAUUUUUUUUUUAAUAAAAAUUUAUUACAAGACCGUAUUUUGAGAAUUAUCUGAAAAUAUAUGUCGUGACGCUAAUCAUAAUCAUGAUCAUACAUUACAUACAUAACACUGGCACAUGCUAAAUACUCGUUAUAGAAUUUUCCUUCGAUGUCAUCACAACGGUACCUACUUUUUUGUGGUAAAUAAUACGUUUAGUAAAAUUACUUUGAGUUAUUGGACAUUGAUCUGUAUAUAUCUGAGAAUUGUUAGCAACAAUUUAUUCCCAAAUAUGUAUGGAUCAUAGGUCUGCAUGAAACUAAUUUAUUAUUCCACUUAUACUUACAAAACUAUGUCAAAAUUUGUCCACCUUUGUGCACAAUGGCUAGUUGAACAAAGUCUCACAAUUCUGUGAAAUUAUGUUUUUGGAUAUUUUUUAUUAGAUCAAAGAAAGAAAAUUUUUGGUGUUUGGUGUAAAAGUGACACUGUGAAGAAAACUUUAUAGAUUUUAUUGGUAUACUGUCCUUUGCAUUGUGCGAAAUAUUAUUUUAUACUCCCUAAUAGUAUAUGAUGUCUACCGGAUAUGAAUCUGGUGAUAUGCAAAUAAAUACAUGUUUAAUCAUCUGAUAAAUACCAAA